UAAGCCACACUCUCGCAGCCACACGCGACUCGGCCAGCUCCCGCUCGCUCUCCUAUAAAUUGACGUCUUGAGCGUGAGCGCGUUUCAUAUCUAUUUAGAUACAAACUCGCAAAAUGGCACGUACCAAGCAGACUGCACGUAAGUCUACCGGAGGCAAGGCCCCCCGCAAGCAGUUGGCCACCAAGGCAGCACGUAAGUCUGCCCCUGCUACCGGAGGUGUCAAGAAGCCCCAUCGUUACAGGCCUGGAACCGUUGCCCUCCGUGAGAUCCGUCGUUACCAGAAGAGCACUGAGCUCCUCAUCCGCAAGCUGCCCUUCCAGCGUCUCGUUCGCGAGAUUGCCCAGGACUUCAAGACUGACCUCCGCUUCCAGUCCUCUGCUGUCAUGGCUCUGCAGGAAGCUUCCGAGGCUUACCUGGUCGGCCUCUUUGAGGACACCAACCUGUGCGCUAUCCACGCCAAAAGAGUCACAAUCAUGCCUAAGGACAUCCAACUUGCUCGCCGUAUCCGCGGAGAGCGCGCCUAAGGUUUUGAUUGCAUACCUGCAACACAAAACUAUUAUCCUCGGCCCUUUUCAGGGCCUAAAAUUAAUUCUCAGAGAGAUGAAAUACAGACAAGUCAUAUCAAAUGGUGUACAUGUACACAGACGGCAAUAAUAAUAAUAGUGAUAAGCAUAUGUAAACAAACGGCUAUAUAAUGUUGAUAAGCACAUAUACGUACAAAUGUACACACUGCUACGCACACACAUACACAGCCUCUCUUUCAUAUAAUAAUAUACAUACAUACAUAUAUAUAUUGUAUAUAUAUACACACAUACACUAUC
Messenger RNA from Penaeus monodon (black tiger shrimp), 821 nucleotides. RefSeq names its product histone H3. Gene Ontology annotation, molecular function: DNA binding; protein heterodimerization activity; structural constituent of chromatin. The coding region runs from base 114 to 524 and encodes 136 amino acids. The record is from RefSeq and is a predicted model, not a curated record. Lineage: Eukaryota; Metazoa; Arthropoda; Malacostraca; Decapoda; Penaeidae. Gene Ontology annotation, cellular component: nucleosome. The transcript has a single exon.